This is a messenger RNA of Rasamsonia emersonii CBS 393.64, 2100 nucleotides long. RefSeq lists its product as uncharacterized. Gene Ontology annotation, biological process: GPI anchor biosynthetic process. NCBI's taxonomy places the organism in Eukaryota, Fungi, Ascomycota, Eurotiomycetes, Eurotiales, Trichocomaceae. The transcript has 6 exons. The record is from RefSeq and is a predicted model, not a curated record. Gene Ontology annotation, molecular function: alpha-1,2-mannosyltransferase activity. Gene Ontology annotation, cellular component: endoplasmic reticulum membrane. Bases 1 to 2100 code for a protein of 699 amino acids.
AUGUCGACGGCUUCAUCAGACCUGGCUCUCUCGUCCCCAGAGGCGAGCAGCCAUGUCUCGUCCACUUCGAUCCGCCGUGGGAGACGGUCUCCCGCCGCCCCCACAAACAUCCUGCUCUUUCUCGUCGCGUUCCGCGUCCUCAACGCCCUCUGCGUCCGUACCUUCUUCCAGCCCGAUGAAUUCUUCCAAUCGCUGGAGCCCGCAUGGCAGAUUGCCUUUGGCAAGGACAGCGGCGCGUGGAUAACCUGGGAAUGGAAACACCAACUACGGUCGUCGAUCCAUCCGGUGUUUUUCGCUGCGGUUUACUAUGUUGCGGGCUCGAUCGCAUGGCUUCUGCGCCAUUCCCCGUUGACCGCUGCCGAUCUUCUCAUCGCCGCCCCGAAGACGACGCAGGCAGUCAUCGCCGCGAUUGGGGACUACUAUACGUGGAAGUUGGCUGGCAGGGUGUACGGACCAGAUAGCCAUGGCGCGUGGGCAACUCUCGCGUUGACCGUCCUGAGCCCCUGGCAAUGGUUCUGUUCCACAAGAACCCUGUCCAAUUGCUUGGAAACCACGCUGACCGUGGUGGCCGUAUAUCACUGGCCCUGGGAGUGGUUUCUUGGAAUUGAGGAGGAUAAUGACGAUGGAGGAGCUUACAAAGACGCGUCCCAAGCGCCAAGCGGACACGGGACUGGGAGCAGGCUUGCAAGCGCUGGCUUGCAUCCUGCGCCCAACAAACGUCCUGAUCUGGAUGUGCCUGGCAAGCUUUGCUCUGCUCAGAGUUCCCAGGCCAACACAUUGGAUCCUUCUGAGGGAAGCUGUCGGAUGCGGUCCCUCGCGGUCUUUUAUGGGAGGAACGACUGGCACUAUUACCUCUCCCAAGGCUUGCCGCUUCUUUUGACCACUGCCCUCCCGUUUACCAUCCUCGGCGUGUAUCGGGCCUUGCGAUCUAAUUCUACCUUUUCUGCCCCUGGUGACCGGCAGCUAUUGAUCAAACGCCAGCUCGCCUUUGUAUGCCUGUUCAUGCCGUUCGUGCUCUCUCUUAUUGCCCAUAAAGAAGUCCGCUUCAUAUACCCUCUGCUGCCUGCUUUACAUGUUUUGACCUCGGAGCCCCUUGUAUCAUUCUUCCUUCCUGCCGUCUUGAACUCAUCGGGAGCCUAUGUGCCCCGCAGAUUGAUUCUCCUCUUUCUUCUACUUGUGAAUAUUUUCGUUGCGUAUUACACCACUGUUUCCCAUGCAUCUGGUCCGCUGAGUGUUCUGUCAUAUCUCCGAGAGCGGCACCAGGCACAUCAUGAACCUUCGCACCUCCUUCAGCCCCCAUUCCCAUCACUAGGCUCUUCCGCCCCUAACAGAGUAGCAUCUGGUGAUUCCCCCAAGGACAUGACGGUGGGAUUUCUCAUGCCUUGCCACAGCACGCCGUGGCGCUCUCACCUGGUCUUCCCGUCUAUCCACGCAUGGGCUUUGUCUUGUGAGCCCCCGGUUGGUUUUAACGAGAGCCAGAAGGCUGCAUAUCUCGACGAAGCAGAUCAAUUUUAUGCAAACCCGAGUGAUUUUCUCCGCCACAACAUGAUUGGUGGUUUAAGGCAUAUCCCUCGCAGGCCAUCUUACCUUUCAUCUAUCCGGUCUCAGUCCGUUCAUGGGACUCAACGAGAUGACAGUGUCCAGCAUGGAUGGCCGGACUAUCUUGUAUUCUUCGCUCAGCUGGAACCGACAUUGAACAGCCUUCUCCGUACUAGCUCCUAUGCCGAGUGCUGGCGGACGUGGAACACGGCAUGGCACGACGACUGGCGCCGGCGAGGUGACAUUGUGGUCUGGUGUCUUGAUCCGGUGGAGCAGCAGAAUUGGCGAAAUCUGCAGAGGAAGAGGGCCAUAGAGAGACGGGAUCGGCAGUUUGAUCGAAUCAUCAAGGAAAUUAAGAAGGAGGCAGCCGCUCGGGGUCUGUGGGGCAGAAAACAAGCCUCUUCGUGGUGGCCUUUUGCGCCAUCGUCGUCGCUCUCCUGGCCAUGGGCGAAGUCGAGAAAGAGUUAUAGAAUCUUGUCUGACUUUCAUCUUCCGUCUUCAUGGCCAUUUUCCAAGAAAACGAAGAAGGAAUCGUCCAAAAUUAGUUUAUAUCCAUACUAA